AUGGCUCCACCGAAGUCAAUGGCAGAGUGCCCUCUGUACUUUUAUAAGUUCCGGUACCUGGGGAAACACCUCAUAGCCCGCCACUCCAUCAGGAACCUGGAGGAGCGCAAAAUUUUGAUUAACCUGGGGUCCAGGCGGGUUAACAUCAGGGGGCUCACCUGCCCCAUCCCGGGAUGCGGGUACGCCCGCUCCCGUCUUGAUACACACCUUUCACAGACGGGCCAUCCUGAGAUGGAGGUGGGUGAGCUGGUGAAGGUGGUGGAGCAGGUGAAGAGGGACCUGACGGUGAAGCUGCUCCGUGAGCUGAGGGCGACCAAUCCGGUCCCUCCCCUGCUCUCCUCCCUGGACCUGGAUCCUGAGCAGGAGGAGAUGAGGGAGGCUGGCCCCAGCUGCUCGCCGCCGGCCACCUGCUCAAACUGCCACGCGCUUCAGGCAGAGGUUAUAGAGCUGCAGAAGAAGCUAAGGAUACAGCUAAAGACUUUAUCAAAGAAGAAAAAGCGUAUCACCUACCUUCAGCAGCAGUACUUCCUGCGGGCGGGGAGUCUGCCAUUUGCGAGGAGCAGGUCCUGCUGCCGGAUGUUCACCAUCCCUCAGCAGGACCUGCCAGCUGGCCAGGAUCCACCACUUCAAGUUCUUGGCCAUUGGCAGGAGGCUUACCUCGACAUGGCCAGAACACUUGCGGAGGGAGGGCAAGGCGGUGACGACCAUAGAAGCGUAUGUGGUGAACUCCAUGGAGUUCAUCACAUUUUUCCGAGAAACACCCCCGCCCACCUCCCGGGUGUUGAAGCGCACUCUGGUCGCCGUCCACAGGGCGCUCUCUGUGACGGUCUCUGGGCUGGGGAGACGGGUGGCUGUGCACCAAAUACAGGUGAAGCGCGCCAAGCUCAGGCACCUGUCCCGAAGUGUCACCUCCGUGUUUGCCGGACCAGGUGCCGGGAGGUGAUCCCUCGUUUGCUCGACCAGUUGGAGGAGGACUCCUCCGGGGACGUGAUGAGGAGGUUCUUUGGGCUCCUCUCCCUGUACAUCUGCUCCGUAUACGGACACCGCACCGGCGUCCUCCAGAACAUGACCGUUCUGGAGGUCGCCGAGGCCAGGAGCGCCAAGGACGAGGAGCUCGACGAGGGCUUCCUCAUCAACGUCAAGGAGCACAAGACGAACCGAGCCUUUGGCUCGGCUCAGGUGUUCCUUACCCCGGAGGAGUUCAGGUGGAUCGAGCGGUGGCUGACCGUGCGCGCCGGGCUUGACCCCGCCACGGACCUUCUCAUCUUUGCGGACGGCGACAAGCCGUUCAAAAACCUGCUGUCGUCCGUCCAGGAUGCGUGGUCUGAAUUGGGCUUGCCCGGCGCACCCACGAACGUCCAUAGCUACCUACGCAAGUGAUCAUCUAACCUUUUGAAAACAGUAUGUAACAAGCAAAUGUUGAAAGCUUUCCUUUAUUUCCUAAGGCCAGGGAUCACCUGCCGCCGGAGGAGCACACAGUAAUCAGUGGCAUCAUGUGCCAUGACAUCUCCACCGCGGAGAAAUACUACGCGGUGCAGAGGUCAUGCAGCCAACUCGCGGCCAUCCGCAAAACGUUCGACGCACUUACAGACCCAGGGAGGAGAUGGAACCCGUCCUCCUCCAGCCAAAGGGUGGGUUUUCACGUGCCUCCUCGAAGCCAUCCGGCAGCAGCAGAGGAUGGCUGCUGCCGGAAGGCUCCUUCCAUCUCGCACAACCUAAUCUAAUCGAUGUUC
This is a messenger RNA of Poecilia latipinna (sailfin molly), 1733 nucleotides long. RefSeq lists its product as uncharacterized. Bases 1 to 1380 code for a protein of 459 amino acids. The record is from RefSeq and is a predicted model, not a curated record. The transcript has 5 exons. Lineage: Eukaryota; Metazoa; Chordata; Actinopteri; Cyprinodontiformes; Poeciliidae.